UUCCUUCACGGCCCUUUGCCCUAAUGCCUUUUGAGCCAGUGCGGCUCCCGUAGGGCGGGCGUCAAGAUGGCGGCCCCCGUCGUUACUGGCGUGCUGAGAUUAACCUCAGGGCUCUUGCGGCCACUGAAUAAAAUUUUGGUGUCUUCAGCCUAUCAGAACUGUGCCAGGAAUGCCUGUCUUGGCUCUGCGCUGACCGCCCAGCAGUUUAGUUGUCUCCAAACUCCAUUUUCCUCUGUUCCCAGAUUUAUCACAUCUGUCAGGAAUGUGACUUGUGGCUACGCUGCAGGGAUCCUCCCCAGAGUGGCUCCCUUGCUUCCAAAUAUUCAGACACAUCCGGUCAGAACAUUAACAUACUGCAGCACGAGAAAAGGCAAGAGGAAGACUGUAAAAGCUGUUGUCUACAGGUUUCUUCGACUUCAUUCUGGCCUCUGGCUAAGAAGGAAGGCUGGUUAUAAGAAGAAAUUGUGGAAAAAGACAGCUGCAAGAAAAAAACGCCUGAGGGAAUUUGUGUUCUGCAAUAAAACCCAGAGUAAGCUCUUAGACAAAAUGACAACAUCAUUCUGGAAGAGGCGAAACUGGUAUGCAGAUGACCCUUAUCAGAAUUACCACGACCGAACAAACCUGAAAGUAUAGAUCAGUUUUAUGACUUCUCAGAUAUUGAACGUGGAUCUGUGUGUAUACGAUAUCUCUGCACACGUUAAGUGUAGAUGAUGUAAAUUGUAAAUUGAUGUAUUCCAGCUGAUGUGAAAACAUUUGUUGUCUUAUUAAAAUUUAAUGGAUUAAUAAACAUUCCCAGAUUUGUUCAGGAAAAUAAAGGUUUAAGUUGUUGAAUAGUCAUUUUUAACAAAUGGUAGUGGCUUAACUAAUUGUUCAAUUAGACUGUUUAGUUGCAAGAAAUCUCAUUAGGACAGACAUAAAAAGUCUAUAAAGCUAAUAAUUUAGCAGGCAAUGUGACAUUA
Messenger RNA from Sorex fumeus (smoky shrew), 959 nucleotides. It is a transcript of the gene MRPL35, whose product is annotated as mitochondrial ribosomal protein L35. Bases 67 to 633 code for a protein of 188 amino acids. Lineage: Eukaryota; Metazoa; Chordata; Mammalia; Eulipotyphla; Soricidae. Gene Ontology annotation, molecular function: structural constituent of ribosome. Gene Ontology annotation, cellular component: ribosome; mitochondrion. The record is from RefSeq and is a predicted model, not a curated record. The transcript has 4 exons. Gene Ontology annotation, biological process: translation.